UGCUUUCGAACAUCUCAUCUCUGUUGCCAGGUAAGGGCAUUCUGGUAGAUGAGCUUUGGUGAGCCGGUUCAAACAGAAUUCUGGGGGUCCCAAGAGCUUUCGGAUAUGCAAAAGAGGAAAGAGUGAUUGGCCUCGACUUAAGCAUAUCCCUCCCAUUCGCCCCGGUCAAGAACCAGGGUGCACAACACAGUCAUCUCCACUGGAGGGGCGCUAAUGAAGACAGGAUGACAGGCGAGGAAAAGAACUACAACUCCCAGCAUGCAGCGCGCAGCGCGGUUCCGGGAGAGGCCGGCUCUGCACUCAAGCCGGGUCUCUGUCCAGAAUCUGGGCCGACAGCUGCGGGCUGACAAGGUGAGCAGCUCGCACCCGAUGCGAGUGAGCAAGGAGGUGUGAUCCGGAGACCUGGGCAUGCCGGGAAGUCAGGGCUCUGAGACCCAGCUCGCCGGCCCUAGUAGAUUUCUAGCGUCCUAUCGCCGGUGUCCCCAAUGGAUCACACACCCGGACGUGACGCUAUCGCAGAGGAGGAAGGGAGAGGCGGAGCGUCGCGGUGACGUCCUCCCAAGAUGGCGGUGAGAGAGUGAAGAAACUGUUUCCCUUGGGCGGCUACGGAUCAAGGGUGAAAUCCCAUUCUGCUAGCAAAAUGCAGUAUUCACACCACUGUGAGCACCUUUUAGAGAGACUGAAUAAGCAACGGGAAGCAGGAUUUCUUUGCGACUGUACCGUAGUGAUUGGAGAAUUCCAGUUUAAGGCACAUAGGAAUGUGCUUGCCUCCUUUAGUGAGUAUUUUGGGGCGAUCUACAGAAGCACUUCUGAGAACAAUGUUUUUCUUGAUCAGAGUCAGGUGAAGGCUGACGGAUUUCAGAAACUGUUGGAGUUUAUAUAUACAGGAACUUUAAAUCUCGACAGUUGGAAUGUUAAAGAAAUCCAUCAGGCUGCUGACUAUCUCAAAGUAGAAGAGGUAGUAACUAAAUGUAAAAUAAAGAUGGAGGAUUUCGCUUUCAUUGCUAGUCCCUCUUCUACAGAAAUAUCUAGUAUUACUGGAAACAUCGAAUUGAAUCAACAGACCUGCCUGCUUACUCUGCGAGAUUCUAACAGUCGGGAGAAAUCAGAAGUCUCCACAGACCCCGUUCAGGCAGACCCUAAACAACGGGCAUGGACAAAGAAAUCGUCUCAAAGUAAAAAAAAGAAGAAGGCUUUCAGUUCCCAGAAACCAGGGCAGAGCAAAACAGUGCAGUACCCCAGUGAUGUUCUAGAGAGCGCAUCUGUGGAAUUAUUCCUAGAGACGAGUAAGUUGUCCUCACCUGUAGUAGAGCAAAUCAUUCAAGGAAAUGACAAUUCAGAACUUGAGUUGACCUCGGUUGUGGAGAAUACUUUUCCAACACAAGAUAUUGUGCAAACUGUUACAGUCAAACGGAAACGUCGGAAAUCACAGUCGCAUUGUGCCCUGAAAGAACACUCCAUGUCUAACAUAGCCAGUGUAAAGAGUCCAUAUGAGCUGGAGAACGCCGGGGAAGAGCUGGAUCCAAGGUUUUCCAAGGCCAAGCCAAUGUGCAACACUUGCGGGAAGGUGUUUUCGGAAGCCAGCAGCCUUCGAAGGCACAUGAGAAUACACAAAGGAGUCAAGCCCUACGUCUGCCACUUGUGCGGAAAGGCGUUUACCCAGUGCAACCAACUAAAGACGCAUGUGAGGACUCACACAGGGGAAAGGCCAUAUAAAUGUGAACUGUGUGAUAAAGGAUUUGCUCAGAAAUGCCAGCUGGUCUUCCAUAGUCGCAUGCAUCAUGGUGAGGAAAAACCCUAUAAAUGUGAUGUGUGCAAUUUACAGUUUGCAACUUCUAGCAACCUCAAGAUUCAUGCAAGGAAACACAGUGGAGAAAAGCCAUAUGUUUGUGAUAGAUGUGGGCAGAGAUUUGCCCAGGCCAGCACACUGACCUAUCAUGUCCGCAGACACACUGGAGAAAAGCCUUAUGUGUGCGACACGUGCGGAAAGGCAUUUGCCGUCUCUAGCUCUCUUAUCACUCAUUCUCGGAAGCACACAGGUGAAAAACCAUACAUAUGUGGUAUUUGUGGGAAAAGUUUUAUUUCCUCAGGAGAGCUCAACAAACACUUUCGAUCCCAUACAGGAGAACGACCAUUUAUCUGUGAAUUAUGUGGAAAUUCAUACACAGACAUUAAAAACUUAAAGAAGCAUAAAACAAAGGUCCAUUCUGGUACUGAUAAAAAUCCAGAUUGCAGUGUAGAUGACCAUGCUGUAAGUGAACAAGACUCCAUACAGAGAAGUCCUUUGUCAGAAACACUAGAUGUGAAGCCUUCUGAUAUGACUCUACCCUUAGCGCUUCCACUUGGGACUGAAGACCACCAGAUGCUCCUGCCUGUCACAGACAGUCAGUCUCCUACAUCAGACACACUGCUGAGGUCCACUGUGAAUGGAUAUUCGGAACCACAGUUGAUUUUUUUACAACAGUUAUAUUGACUUUGAGGACAUGGACUUGCUAGGCCAUCCUCGGCAGUAGACAUAAAUAUGUCUGGUAAGGUGCAUAUUCUUAUUAACCCCCACUCAUUUGAGCUGUGUGCCCAUUAGUCUUUGUUCACGGAAGUCAAAGCACCUGACACUGCAUCAGUCAGUGCUGGUUUUGGUCUUUGGAUUUUAUUGUAAACAGCCAGCCUGUGAAGGAGCGCUUCCACCGCACCACACUGUUUUGGGUGGGUCGGUUUGAGACACUGUUAAUGCUGCCUUAAUUCCAUCUUCACUUUGCAUUGUAGACUUGUUUGUUCCUUAGGUCGAAUCUGACCUGGGGUUUUUUGUUGUUCUCUCCUUGCUGUUUAAACAAAAUCUACAGUAAUAUCAACUUCAAAGUGUUUCUGUUUGUAAGCCCUGUGGACCAGUAUGGAAACUGUCGGAGGGAUUCAAGUUCAUGUUUAUGUCUAUGAAAAUUUAGAUACUGAGGAAGAAUUGUGCUAUUUAUUAAUAUAUUCCUUUAGAGGUAACUUUUCUAAUGAAGCCAAACAAAGUAUUUCUCUCAAAACCCAGAAAAUGUGUGUAAAUUUGUGUUCAUUUAGAGUGAAUUCAGGAUUCUGGGGAAAACCAGUACUCAGAUCCAUUUUUGUUUGAGUUGAAACUAUAUUUUUUUAAAUAGAUAUUUGGUGUUUUUAAGUGGUCAGAAGACAGUUUUGGAAUUUGAUUCAUUUUAUAUUUUAUUAGAUUUGUAGAUUAUUGGAAGUGAAUAUAUAACAAGUUUUGAAAAUUUUUGAUAAGCCUAUCUUGUAUCAGUUAUGCACUUUUUAAAAUAAAUGUUCUAAAAGGAAUUUUCUAGAUAUAAAAUACAUACUAGAAAUCACUUGGCUUCUAAAUUUGAUGUAUUACUUAGAAAAAAAUCAAGAAACCUGAGUUGCAUGCCUAAGGCAACACACGUACACACAAAUAAAAUUAAUAUCCUAACUUCAAUUAUAAGCUAUACUUUUGGGUUAUCAGUUUGUUUACCAUUUUAUAUUUGAGUUUUCUAUAGACAUGUGUUUUUCAAAUUUAUACAUUAAAACUGCAACUUUUGGUUGUUGGCUAUAGCUUUAUAGUGGUCCUUUCCGUUCCCCUGGGUGUAGAGAAUUCAGCAUCGCCCGUCCUCCAGCCUGCUCCCUCUUCCCCUCUCACUGUUCUGCAUAUCAGUUGAUUUCACUUUGCGUUUUAAGUUCCAGUUUCCCAGUCAGUUCCUGUUGCUGACAAGUCCUGGUGACUGUUUCUCAUCUCUGCCAUCAAUUAGUUAGGUCUCACGUGUUUUCAGGACUGCACUGGAACAGACUCGCAGUGUUCACUGAGACUGUAUUCUUCCAUCAUAAUCCUCCCUUUUUGGGUCCAAGUCAUAGAACUAAGAGGACAUACUAGGACCCUCAGUUCUUGCAAACUGCAGGUGUCUUCCCAUUUCUUAGAGCUAUAGCAUUUUCACAGUAAAUUAUGACCAGCGAGACUAACUUAACUGGAGAGAGUAUGAAAUACCACCUUUGUACAAUAAACUUAUUUUAUUAUUUAGCUAAGAAAUCUGUGUGUAUGUUAAAUGAACAUACUGAGUUGGAAUUAAAUUUGUAAGGUAUAAAAUGUUCAGCUAAUCUUUUCUGGUUAAAGAUCAAUAAAAAUUUACUGGAAUAUAACAAAACUGAAAAAAAUUAAGACUCAACCCUUUUUAACAAGUUUGCCAAAGUGGAGGGGCUAUCUUUAAAUCACAGCUUCAUUAAUCCAAGCAUAUAAUGAACAUUUUUUUUUUUUUAAGUGCUGUAGUUAGGUGGGCGCACACAUACCUAUAAUCACAGCAUUCUGGAAAGUUAAGGCAAGAAGGUUAAACAGGGUUCCAAAAGCUGCUGUCAUGAUGUCUGUGCUAUGUGCAGUCUCCUAGAGUGAAAUGACAGUCUUUUGUUUGUUUAGCACUUCACAGCCCAGACUGGCCUAGGACUUCUGUGCAACCUAAAGCCCUCCACAUCCUCCCCGCAUUCUCCAGGCGUGCAGCACAGCCCCUAACAACACAGCACCAAGCCACACAAUCCCAGACUUGCUAACUAGCAUUUGAAAGCUUCUAAGUUGUUACUUUCAGCAUUAUUUCAUAUAAGUGGAAUCUGAAGUAGGUCAGAUUGUUUUUUUAAUUUGUAUUCCUUGCGUAUCUAAAAUUAUUUUAAAUUGAUAUUGGUUUAGUCAUUUGCUCUUCCAGAGUUAUUUGUGACGAGAGCUCAGAGACUGAAUGUCAUUCUUUUAAUGCUAUGCUGUUACUUACUCUAAUGUGCGCGCACUUUAUGAGAAUCUGGGAGUCAUUCUAACACAGAGAAUCCCUGCGGUAAGUUCUUUACCUACUCUGUUAUGAUGCAGUGUUUUAGCAAAGAUUCUUAAUUAUUUAAGUGUUACAGCAGGUUUUCAAACUCUUUCUUUAAAAUGCUGAAUAUCUUAGAAAGUAUUUUCUAAUUUUGUUUUGUAUUAUUUGACUUUAGAGCUUUUUUAAAAAGGGAAUUGUAAUUAUAUAUUAAAUAAAAUUUGCUGUUAAAUAGUAUUCAUGUUAAAUUCCGUAGGAUCAUUUCAGUGGACAAUUUUAAAGGCUUUUUCAAGAUUGAAGGUCUGUCAAUUCUUUGAAAAAGUAGUUUAUCAUUUCUCUACAUUUUAGUCUUACAGAAAUGGCACAUUUCAAAGCAGUUAAAGUAGGUAAUUAACUCUCUACACUAAUUUUAAAAAUAUCCUAGGCUAAUAGUUGUACUGUCUUUACUUCUGUCAGAUUGGAGUUUAAUAAGAAUAUCCAUGCCUACUGCAGUUUACUGUGCUGAAUCAGAUGUGCUGGGGCAGAUAUUUGAUGGAGAAGCCUCGCAGCUGAUUUCAGCAUGGACCAAACACUGAGAGCUGCCUCCCAAGCACUGCUUGGUGCUCUGUCUUUGAGAAGCACUUAAAAUGAAGUUCUGGAAUAUAAUUUUUUUUUUUAUCAUUUAACCUGGAGAUUUUUAAUCUGUUAUUGGGUUAAAAAUACCACCAAAUAAAAAGAUUAAUUCUGCA
Messenger RNA from Mus caroli (Ryukyu mouse), 5515 nucleotides. RefSeq names its product myoneurin (gene Mynn). Lineage: Eukaryota; Metazoa; Chordata; Mammalia; Rodentia; Muridae. Gene Ontology annotation, biological process: regulation of transcription by RNA polymerase II. The record is from RefSeq and is a predicted model, not a curated record. Gene Ontology annotation, molecular function: DNA-binding transcription factor activity, RNA polymerase II-specific; RNA polymerase II cis-regulatory region sequence-specific DNA binding; protein binding.